Homalodisca vitripennis (glassy-winged sharpshooter) is the source of this 695-nucleotide messenger RNA. Its product is annotated as succinate dehydrogenase assembly factor 2, mitochondrial-like. Gene Ontology annotation, biological process: mitochondrial electron transport, succinate to ubiquinone; mitochondrial respiratory chain complex II assembly; protein-FAD linkage. NCBI's taxonomy places the organism in Eukaryota, Metazoa, Arthropoda, Insecta, Hemiptera, Cicadellidae. The transcript is spliced from 3 exons. Gene Ontology annotation, cellular component: mitochondrion. Bases 122 to 580 code for a protein of 152 amino acids. The record is from RefSeq and is a predicted model, not a curated record.
CAGACGUCCUUUUUUCAUGAACUUGACCAGAAAUAAACAUAACCUUAACUAGUUCAGGCAAAGCGAAUAGCGAAUAGGAUAGCCUUCAAUUCUAGAUACUAUAGAAGUAAAUUGGACAAACAUGAAUUUAUUAGGAAAUUUUUCUAAGCUUUCAUGCUUUUCUCGGACUAUGCUACUUCCUCGAGUAUUCCUCAGCACAAGUCGAGCUCUGCAGGUGGAAGAGAUUAAUCCUCCAAGCAAUGAACCUCCUAUCCCAGCUUAUCAAGAGAAGUUUGGUGAACCCCUUAAGCUUAAGAGAGCAAGAUUGUUAUACCAGUCACGUAAAAGAGGAAUGCUAGAAAAUGGGCUUGUUUUGAGCACAUUUGCUGCUAAAUUUCUGAACACUAUGGAAGGAGAAAUAUUAGACCAGUAUGAUCGGUUGAUCAACCUUCCUACUAACGACUGGGACAUCUACUACUGGGCCACAGGGGUUAAGCCAACACCUUUGGAGUUCAACAAUCAGGUCAUGAAUAUGCUUAAAGAACAUGUGAAGAACAAGGACAGAGAGAGUCGCAUAAGGCAGCCUGAUCUUACAUUUUGAAGUGCAGUAGAAAUGUGAAUAGACUGUGAUGUUGUCUAGUUUUAGUUUUAAGAAAAGAUACAAGUCUUUCUAAAAGUGGUUAUGUAAAGAAUUAAUAAAGCUAUAUUGAAACAAA